AUGCUGAAAGAAAUACCCGUGCCUGUGCUCACAGCUUAUGAUUAUGAUGGCAAUGAACAAGGAGCUGGUGGCCUGAGUAAGGCUGGUAAGGAAGUAAAAACGCUGGUCCACUGUAAAGCUGGACAAAGUGAAUCUGAUGACGAUGAAGACGAAGACACUGAUGAAGAUAAGUUGCCAUCAUCAGUACUUGCUCCAAAACUGAAAGAAGAAUUUGAAAGUGUACCACAAGAAAACAAACCUCCCAAAUUAACACCAAAAGGACUUGCUUUCCGCAAUGCGCCUGCAUCAAGGGUCAAUGAAAAGAGGAGACUAGAGGAUGAUGAUGCCCAACCUUCCAACGGUGCAGCUCUAAAAAAACCAAAGAUAGAACCUUUUACAGCGUGCCUGACAUGUGGUGCCCGACUGUGUGAUGAUUUCGAAGCUAUUCCUUUCACUAAGAAUAUAAGUCAGAAUACAACUGGAGGUGAACAAAUCUACAAAGGUGGUAGUCUUGACUCCGCAGAUCAUGUCUGUACAUCUGCUCUAAGCAGCAGCUCUGUUGAUCCAGAAGUUGUUUUGUGCUCAUGCCGAGGGUUUGAUCCUGAUGUUACUCAGGUGUUUGUAGAGCUCUGCGGAUCUAGAUUACCAUUUCAGGAGAACCUGACCGAAUGGAGUGUAAAGCUGCUGAUCAAGGCUGCUUCUGCCAGAGCAGGAGUUGAGUCAGAUGAUUUCUAUGCAACAUUAUCUGGAAAAGUCUUAGAGCUGGAGAGACCACUUUCUUAUUAUCAUAUACGUCACAAUAGUACGAUCAUAGUUCAUCCUAAACUAAGGGGUGGUGUUAGGUACCAGACGUGGGAUGAUAUUGUCAGUGCUGGUCCUCGUUACCACAGUGUGAAUUUGCCGCCUGAUUUAGUUUUAAAUACCAAUCGAUUGACAUCUACAUCAGCAUCAAAAUCAGCACCAGCACCAGCACCAGCAGCAGUAGCAGCACCAGCAGCCGUAGCAGCACCAGCAGCAGCAACCACAGCGACCUUUCUUUCUGAGCAUCUGCAACAUCACACUAGGAAGGUAUUGAUAGGAAUGUGUCAGAAACAUUGUGCUGGCAUUAGUUUCGGAGGUAAUUUUACUUCGUCGCAAAUCCUAUUCCAUGAGGGGCAAGUAAAAUUCGACGGUUCAAUUGUCCCAGUGCAAUACAGUCAGGCUUCUGCCAAACUUGAUUAUGAUCGACUUCACACCAUAUUCAGCGCUGAUUUCUGUGAUAACUCCAGUAAAUCUUAUCCACUCCAUGUUCAGAACUUGCUCGAUUUUCUGUGGGCUGUACCAGAUGGCGCCAACCCAGACAGUGAGGAUGUGGUAGCUUUUUUGACUAAUCACCCUGCGGUUAUAUCUUACAUGCAGAGAAUAUCUGUAUGCCAGUUGCUUGAUAACCUGUUCAGCAGGCUCAGUAAUGUUGAUCAUAAAACUAUCUACAUGUUCCUUGGAAAUCUUGGUGGCCCAAGGGGGUGGAUCAAUUUGGUCAGGAAUGUUCGAGCAAUGGAUACGGUCUACACCUAUGGUUGUACAUUUGAUCAGAAGGGAAAUCCGACUCCUCCGCCGUACGGUGCUAAUCGGGCACAGUGUCUACAUUUCUCCAAUAACUUCUUUAAACAUGCCGGUCCACAUCUCAAAAUGGAGGAGAUAAGAGGCGGCAUUUUCUCUGGCUAUGGAAUCCAAUAAGUUCUUGGGUGGAUUACUGGGAGAUAUUGCCGUCGAGCUGCAGAACAAGACACAACCCUGUACGGCAGGAAUAAAGAAUGUUACCACUUGUUUAAGAGACAUAUCUGCGCAGGCCAUGAAUCUCUAGAGCCACUCGGUGUGUUUAUUUGAGGUGAUACUGGAGUAAUACUUAUCUUCUGCUUGAGUUGUUCUGGUUGCUGUUUGUCCGAAACCUUACUAAGACCUCACUUUACAUGUGCUUACCUGAAGAAGAGCGUUGCUGCUGUUGGUUUAUGUUUCUCAAACUGUCUUGCUGUGCCGUUAAGUUAACUGCAUUAAUUUGAAAAGCUAUUAUUGUGUUAUCUGCUUAUUAGUAAAGAUGUGAAGACCCCAUACGAGGUUUUGUUUUGUUCAA
Messenger RNA from Brachypodium distachyon (stiff brome), 2089 nucleotides. RefSeq lists its product as uncharacterized. The record is from RefSeq and is a predicted model, not a curated record. The coding region runs from base 1 to 1695 and encodes 564 amino acids. The transcript has 9 exons. NCBI's taxonomy places the organism in Eukaryota, Viridiplantae, Streptophyta, Magnoliopsida, Poales, Poaceae. Gene Ontology annotation, molecular function: protein binding.